GCACAGUUGCAGCCUCCAGGAGGAGAUGCCAUGACCUUCAUCUUCACGGCCCUGCUCUUUCUGGGACUGACUCUGGGCCUGGGGACCCUUGUGCUGGCAGGGGCCCUCCCUAAGCCUAUCCUCAGAGUACAACCAGACUCUGUAGUCUCUCAGCAUACUACCGUAAUCUUCUUGUGUGAGGGGACCACAGGAGCCAAAGAGUACUAUCUGUAUAAAGAUGGACACCAAUAUUUAAGGUGCACAGAGAUUCCACAGAGUCCUAGGAACAAGGCUGAAUUCUCAAUCUCAAAAAUAGACCAGGACCAUGCAGGGCGAUAUAGCUGUCAAUAUCAGACUGGUGAUGGAUCGUCAGAGUACAGUGACUCCCUGGAUCUGGUGGUGACAGGAGUCUACAGUAAACCCAGCCUGUCAGCCCAGCCCAGCCCUGUGGUGACUGAAGGAGGGACUGUCACCCUCCAGUGUGUCUCAUGGCAGAGAUAUCACAGGUUCAUUCUGAUUAAGGAAGGAGCUCAGAAGCUCUCCUGGAUACUGGACUCAGACUAUGACUACUACUAUCCUUAUCAGUUCCAGGCCCUGUUCUCUGUGGGCCCUGUGACCUCCAGCCAAAGGUGGACAUUCAGAUGCUACAGCUUUAAUAAGAACAGCCCACAGGUGUGGUCAGAACCUAGUGACACCCUGGAGCUCCUGGUCUCAGGAACCCUCCACAAACCCACCAUCAAGGCUGAGCCAGGCUCUGUGGUUUCUCUCAGAAGUGUUGUGACCAUCAGGUGUCAGGGGAGCCUGGAUGCAGAAAUAUGUGUUCUGCAUAAAGAGGGAAGCCAAAAUCCCUUGGAUACACAGACACCAGAGAAGCCUGAGAACAAGGCCAAGUUCUCCAUCCCUUCUGUGACAAAGCAACAUGGGGGACAAUAUCGCUGUUACUGUUACAGCUCAGCUGGCUGGUCAGAGCACAGUGACACCCUGGAGAUUGUGGUGACAGGAAUCUACUACCAUAAUAAACCCAGCCUGUCAGUCCUGCCCAGCCCUGUGGUGACUUUAGGAAGGAAUAUGACCUUCCUGUGUCUCUUAUGGGAGGGAUAUGAGAAGUUCAUUCUCACCAAGGAUGACCAGAAGUUUCUCAGCUCCCCGACCUCACAGUUUAUACCCAAUAUUAGGCAGUGGCAAGCCUUGUUCUCUGUAGAUCAUGUAACACCAGACCACAGAGGCACAUUCAGAUGUUAUGGUUACUACAAUCAUACUCCACACUGGUGGUCAGUGCCCAGUGAACCCCUGGAAAUACACAUCUCAGGUCUGUCCAAGAAGCCGUCCUUGCUGACCCACCAAGGCCAUAUCCUGGAUCCUGGGAAGAGCCUCACCCUGCAGUGUUGCUCUGACAUCAACUAUGACAGAUUUGCUCUGUACAAGUUCGGGGGUGUUGACUUCAACCAGCAUGAUUUCCAGUGGACCCAGGCUGGCCUCUCCAUGGCCAACUUCACACUGGGCCCUGUGAGCAGCUCUACCGGAGGCCAAUAUAGAUGCUAUGGUGCACACAACCUCUCCUCUGCGUGGUCAGCCUCCAGUGACCCCCUGGACAUCCUCAUCACAGGACAUCUUCUUUUCAGUCCUUCCCUCUCGGUGAAGCCUAACUCCACAGUACACUCUGGAGACAAUGUGAUCCUGCUGUGUCACUCACCAUUCAAAGUGGACACUUUCAUUCUGUCCAAGGAGGGAGCAGCCCACCAACCCCAGAGACUAAAAUCAAAGUCUGAAGCUUGGGACUUCCAGGCAGAAUUCUUCAUGAGUGCUGUGACCUCUGAACUCUCGGGCACCUACAGGUGUUAUGGUUCCCAAGACUCAUCUCCCUACCUGCUGACACAAGGCAGUGUCCCUGUGGAGCUCAUGGUCUCAGCCUCAGAGAACCAGGAUCACACAGUGGAGAAUCUCAUCAGGAUGGGGAUGGCUUUCAUGAUCCUCAUAGUCAUUGGGAUUCUGGUCUUUGAGAGUUGGGGCAACCAGAGACAGAUCCACCAUGCAGCUGAGAGGUAAUCAGAAGAGAAAGAAGUAAAUGUUUCAAGGUUCCAGAGUCUGAGAAAUAAUUCUGAUGAUUCAAGCUUUCUGUAAGAAAAUCCAUUUCUUAUGUGAGAGAAUUGGCCAGGAAGCAAAUGUGAUUUGGAUGAAGAGGAAGGUGUGAGCAUUGUGGUGAGAUCUUUCCUCAGCCAAUUCAUGUCCCUCCACCUGCUGUGGGCAUUUGCUACUGAACCAACACUUCUGAAUCUAUAAAGUGAGGGAUUAUGCUGUCCCAUCAGUCUGGCUUGCGUCCUCAUUUCUAUACAUAUUUUCUUUCCUCCCUCUCAUGUGUCAUUUUCCAUUUUUAUACAUUGCCACAUUCUCCAUGGCAGGAGGCUCUGUCUUUUUGACAAAAACAAGGAAGGUGCCUCAAUACCAAAAUGAUGAAUAAAAUCAGAGCCAAGAAUUCAAAUUACUCUGCCUAUGAUGCCCCAAAACUGUCUCUGUGACCCCCCAUCCUUUCAGUCUUCAAAACCUAUUCUUCAUGGAGUUUCUUUUUAAAUAUAAAACAAAUAAUACCACACUGGUAGAAUAAGGAUUAUCAAGGUAGUGUAGACACAACAGAAAAAAGAUGUUUUCCUAACACAAUUUCCUGAUUUGUGGCAUUUGCUGACCACUCUAUAUAACCCCAUCAAAGACACCUUCACAACAGCAGUGUAACAUCACAGAUGUGAUGUUGAGAGUUGGAUGAAAUUUAUGUGUUUGUUAUUCCAUUCCCCACUGCCUAUUUUCAUAUAUGCAAAAGAAAUUAGCAUGCUGAUCAACCAUCUCAGAAACACCUUGCUAGGAUGAAUUAUCAUACAAUGAUUCAUAAGUUCUACAUAGAAAAUCGUCUGUUAUCUUCAAACAAUGAUAGAGGUGUUUGUUUCUCUCUCUUCUUUUUACCUGUAUUGAAAUGUCCUUUUACUUUUCUGCCAUUUCUGUCUUAGCUAAGUCUCCAGUACAAUGCUGGAAAUGUUUGAAUAGAGGAGACUCUCUUACCUUCUUCAGGAUUUAAUGAAAAAUAUCUGUUUUCUCGCCAUUCAGUAUGAUGAUAACUUUGGUGUUUUGGCACAGGAAAUAAUUCUGACUCUGGAAGUUCUUUGUUCCUAAUUUUUUCUAAUUGUCCAUGGUGAAUGGCUGUGGGAUAUUGACAAAUGCUAACUCUUCCUCAAAAGCUGGCCCCAUUAUGUGUGUUUUUAAUUGUAACCUUGUUACUAUCAUCAAUAUCAUAUGGUUUUGAAAAUUGAAUGGGAUUCCAUGACUGGGUAAAUUCUACUUUUUUGUUAGGUGUUUUUUUUUUUCAUUUUAUACUACAUUCUCAUAGCUAUAAACAGGAUAUGUUCUGAAGAAUACACAU
Molecule: messenger RNA, 3385 nt
Organism: Peromyscus maniculatus bairdii (prairie deer mouse)
Lineage: Eukaryota; Metazoa; Chordata; Mammalia; Rodentia; Cricetidae
Source: RefSeq, a predicted model, not a curated record